Messenger RNA from Papaver somniferum (opium poppy), 1309 nucleotides. RefSeq names its product caffeoylshikimate esterase-like. Bases 61 to 1041 code for a protein of 326 amino acids. Gene Ontology annotation, molecular function: lipase activity. NCBI's taxonomy places the organism in Eukaryota, Viridiplantae, Streptophyta, Magnoliopsida, Ranunculales, Papaveraceae. The transcript has a single exon. Gene Ontology annotation, cellular component: membrane. The record is from RefSeq and is a predicted model, not a curated record.
UCUCUCUCUCUCUCUCUCUCUCUCACACCAACCUAGAAAGAAAGAAAGAAAAAUCAAAAAAUGGUGCAGCAUCAUCCAAUUGGAGAAGCAAAUGAGCAAAGUCCAUUCGGAUCUCUAUCUCCCACAGAAUUUUAUGCAAAACAUUCAGUAGCUCAUUCAUCAUCCUUCAUCACAAACUCGAGAGGCUUAAAACUCUUCACUCAAUCAUGGACACCACUUCCACCAACCAAGAUCAUCGGAAUUGUUGCCAUGGUUCAUGGAUUUACAGGUGAAUCCAGUUGGUUUGUCCAGCUCACAGCUAUUCACUUUGCAAAAUCUGGGUUUAUCACUUGUGCUAUUGAUCACCAAGGUCAUGGAUUCUCUGAUGGUCUUCAAUGCCACAUACCUGAUAUUAACCCAGUUGUUGAUGAUUGUAUCAAUUACUUUGAUUCCUUUAGGGCACAACAUUCUCCGUCACUUCCUUCGUUUAUUUUCGCUGAAUCGCUCGGCGGAGCCAUCGCGCUGUUGAUUCAUCUUCGCCGUGGUAAACCAUGGGAUGGGAUUGUUCUCAAUGGUGCCAUGUGUGGAAUUAGCCCCAAAUUUAAACCACCAUGGCCGUUGGAGCAUUUCUUGUCUGUUGUAGCUUGGGCUGUUCCUACUUGGCAGGUAGUUCCGACUCGUGGAUCGAUACCGCAAGUCUCGUUCAAGGAGGAGUGGAAGAGGAAACUGGCGGUUGCGAGUCCUCGGCGUAGUCAGGCGAGGCCAAGAGCAGCCACAGCACUGGAGUUGCUAAGGGUUUGUAGAGAGGUGCAGCAAAGGUUUGGUGAAAUUGAAGUACCACUGCUGAUUAUUCAUGGUGGGGAUGAUGUUGUGUGUGAUCCUGCUUGUGCAGAGGAAUUGUAUAAAAAAGCUGCUAGUAAGGAUAAGACUAUUAGGAUUUUUCCUGAUUUGUGGCACCAGUUAGUAGGGGAAUCACAGGAGGAUGUGGAUUUGGUUUUCAACGGUGUUAUCGAGUGGCUCCGUGAACGAGCUGAGCGAGUUGCUGCCGCUGGUGGUGAUUAGAGACUAUCUUCCGAAUAAUUGCACUGUAAGAUGAACCUUUGGUAUAAUGGUAGUGAAGAUAAAAUGUGUAACAGUUUUAGUGUUUAGGAAGAAGAAAUAUAGAUGCUUAAUGCCUAUUAUCUCUUUUUCUCUGACUAUGAUCUGAUUCCUUAUAUUUGAAUCUAGUUAGAAUGUUAUAAUGAUCCCUUUGGAUAUAAUAGUCAUAGCAUUCUGUUAAGAAUCCCAUUGACACUGCAAAUGGAAGCUGUUUACAUUUGUUUUUUUGAGA